AUGAUGGAGGUGCCCAAGACGAAGCUGCUUUCUGAUCCUUAUUUUUUAAGACGACGAUCUUCACCCAGCCGACAAGAGCUCAAAGCCGGGUACAUAGAUUAUCGUAGAUCUCCCCCUCUGGCCAGGCCUCUGGGGUCAACAGAGACACAGGAAAAGGCGCGGCAAAAACGCCAAGGCCAAGAGAUCCUGGAAAUCGCUCAGACGAGAACUGGAUUGGCUGGCAUGGAUUGUCUAAUUUAUAAGGGUGCAGGAACGAUUCAGGGGGCCAAGAGCCCUAAAGUGAUACCGGAGCUGGCACAACAAAUAAAGAAAUUCUUCACAAACAAAUCGACGGAGAAUCUCUCGAUCAAGGCCAGUUUGCCGCCAGCCACAUACAUAAAGCUGGAAGGCCCGGGCGAGCCAAGAAGAGGCGCUAUUAUUCAAUUAGGAGGCUAUGAACCUGUGGAUUGGAUAGCUGAUUUUUCUGGGAGGGAAAAUUACUGCAUGGGUGACACUGACAAGGUCUACUUAUUCGCGAGCUUUCCCUGUGCACCUAAACGAGCCAAGCCGAGGGAGAUAAGGUCGACGGGAAGAACGUCAAACGCAGAAUGGAGCGCAGAUGGACGACGUGAUAUGAAUGGUGUUGGUGAAGCCGAGAGAGCCUGGAUGUUGGCUCAAGCUUUUAAUUGGGCCUUGGGUGAUCUGGAUUCUACAAUUCCUGUCAGCGGGUCCAACAAGCAGGCUAAAGUGGGAUUUUAG
This is a messenger RNA of Puccinia graminis f. sp. tritici CRL 75-36-700-3, 738 nucleotides long. RefSeq lists its product as uncharacterized. The record is from RefSeq and is a predicted model, not a curated record. The transcript is spliced from 6 exons. The coding region runs from base 1 to 738 and encodes 245 amino acids. NCBI's taxonomy places the organism in Eukaryota, Fungi, Basidiomycota, Pucciniomycetes, Pucciniales, Pucciniaceae.